AUGGCCGACGCUGACCAAACUCCUCUUCCUCUCCCCGUCCCUUCUUUAACGCGUCUUGCUCCUGGUGUGAUACUUUCUCAGCCAUUAUCUCGCAAAGGUUCAGGGCCUGGACUCAUUGUAAUCGUGAAUCAGUCAGGAGCUACAAAUGACACGACUCUGCGCAUCGAAAAUGGUGUUCCAUCACCGCUCAUGAAAUGGGGAGAAGAGAGUUACACAGUUGUCGAGCUUCUUGAAGAAGCCUUCCUCGAGGGCAAGGACCCAAUAAGUCUGGCCGUCUCAGAGCUAUCCAAGGCAGACAAGUGUGAGCCGAAGAAUGCAAUUGGCGUCAUCGCAUACGAUCUGAAGCUCUGGAACCGUGCAGCACCAUAUCUAACAUCACACCCAUCAAUCGUCGGCGCCGUCGUCUACGCAGAUGCAGCAGAGCACCACAAGCUCGCCAUGACCUCGGUCCCCGUCCUGCAACACAUGGCGGGCAAGAUGCGCAAGCCGCCUCGGACCGAAACUCGUGUCGUCCACGAUUACCCCAAUGCAAAGUCCCAUCUCUUUGCUACGCCCUUCCAGCCAGAAUUUGAUUACAACAUGGAGUCAGUGUCCCACACACGGAAUCUUUCAUUUCUCAAACCGCGCAUGAAUGGCCCGUGGUUCGAUCUCGAGGCCAUUUGGGACGAGCAUACGUACUGGGAGUUUGAAAAUCGGUCAGUGCCGCAGACAAUGGCGACAAUGGUGCAGGAGCCAUAUGUCAAUCAUGUGCCUACACUCACGGGUGGCAUUGGACGAGAAGCCCUUACAGAUUUCUAUACGAACCAUUUCGUCUACUCGAAUCCCAAGGAUAUCGAGACGGAGUUGAUUAGUCGUUCCAUGGGAAUCGAUCGCGUCAUCGAUGAGUUCAUUUUCAAGUGCACACAUGAUGCGCCGUUGGACUGGCUAAUACCCGGUAUCCCUCCGACAGGUCGCAAACUUGAAAUUCCCUUCAUGGCAGUUGUCAACAUUAGAGGCGACCGUCUUUACCACGAACACAUAGCCUGGGAUCAGGGUACUGUGCUGGCUCAGCUGGGGUUACUGCCAGAGUACUUGCCUAUACCGUACGCUCUGCCAAGCGGGCAGAACCAGGACGGAAACAAACUCGAGUACAAAUUGCCCAUUACAGGGGUCGAAACUGCACAAAAGUUACGAAAUAAAGAUGCGGUCACCUCAAAUGUCAUGCUUGGCUUCCAGGUCCGCAACAAGAACGCAUAG
Bipolaris oryzae ATCC 44560 is the source of this 1236-nucleotide messenger RNA. RefSeq lists its product as uncharacterized. The coding region runs from base 1 to 1236 and encodes 411 amino acids. The transcript is spliced from 4 exons. The record is from RefSeq and is a predicted model, not a curated record. Lineage: Eukaryota; Fungi; Ascomycota; Dothideomycetes; Pleosporales; Pleosporaceae. Gene Ontology annotation, biological process: polyketide metabolic process.